This is a messenger RNA of Funneliformis mosseae, 462 nucleotides long. Lineage: Eukaryota; Fungi; Glomeromycota; Glomeromycetes; Glomerales; Glomeraceae. The record is from the annotation of a GenBank genome assembly.
AUGGCUUACAGAGACUCAUUCGUCAAUCCCUUAAUUCCGAAAGUAUUUGACGAUAUGAUAAAAUUAGAUUCCAAUGGAGAGAUCGAAAGUACUUUACGUAAGCAACAAAGGAAUCAGACAAAUGGUCGAAAACCUCGGGUUGGCCUUGGAUAUCAAUCUUUUAUCCACCUAAAACGUAACGCAACAAAAAGUCAGCUCUUAUGCCUUCAAAGUUUCGGUGUACUUGUUUAUCAGCGUGAGACGACAAUCUACGCAAUGCAUCGUGCUAAAGGAGGAUUACACAUUGUAGAUAUCAUUACAAACUUUACGAUCCCAGAUAACAAAGACCAAGUGUAUGUUAUUGAUGAAAUAAUAGAAAAAGUGUAUUUUUCAAGAAAUAUCGCGAAAGUACAAGAAUACUCUCCCACUAACGAAAAUCCACUAGAAGCGUCGCCAUCCAAAAGGGCAUUAAGAAAAUUGUAA